AUGGUGAAAAUUCCGGUCCAUGCGCUUCUGCCGGUGCUUGUCGGGCUUUUCAUUGCCUGGCAACAGGGCAGCUUCAGCUCAGGACCUUCCAAACAGCUCACGAAGUCCCUGUCCAUGAUUCAGCUGAAGCCGGAGCUCAGCAAGAGCGAGGUGGAGGUCGAGAUGACGCCUUACACACCGGUUGCCAUUCAAAAGACGAUGCCCGGUGCCGGUGCCAUGACGAUGAGUCAGCCUUCUGGCUGUCCUCACGAGGAGGCCGGCCUCAUGCCUUUCAGCAACUUGGGCACGUCGGGGGACAUCACGAUCUCCAGUGGGCGCUACAUCCUCUCCGCCUCUGCAACAAUCCGAUCGCUCACGAUCAACAGCGGAGCUGAACUCAUCAUCGGCGAUGUGGCAGGUCUGUCGCUGGAAACGCAGGCGAUCUAUGUUCAAGGCACACUACGCUUGGGAUCGGCCACCUGCCCCUUGACGGCGGGAGGUCUGGUGGUGACCUUCACCGGCUCCGGCGACAUGUCCUCGAGGUCCACGAACCCCUUGAACACCAAGGGCCUGACUGUGGGUGGCGGCGGUAUCCUGGAGGUGUACGGAAAGCGCUACUGGCCUACCUGGACCCGCCUCUCUGCCAGCGCUCCACCGGGUGCAACGCAAUUGUCGCUGGCGGACGAGGUCGACUGGAUGGUCGGGCAGAAGGUGGUGUUGACGACCACCUCCUACGUCGAUGACGAUCCGAACGACCACCAGAACGAGGUCCGGGAGAUCGCGGCGGUGAGCGGCUCCCAGAUCACUCUGACUCAGGGCCUUCAGUUCGGGCACUACGGUGGGCCGGAGUACGCUGCAGAAGUUGCGCUGCUGUCUCGCACGAUCACCUUCCAAGGAGAUGCGGCCAGCGAAAACACUCGUUACGGCGGGCACAUCAUGUGCAUGCCUGGGUCCCAGUGCCGCAUCGCUGGGGCCAUGGCCUAUCGGAUGGGCCAGGAGAACAAAAUGGGCCGGUACCCCUUCCACUUCCACGUCAUGGGUCGAGUGAAUGGGGAAUCCUUCUUCGAAGACUGCCUGGUUCAGCACAGCUUCUUCCGUGCCUUCACGGUGCACGGCACGUCGAACUCGAGAGUGUCCCGCAAUGUGGCUUACGACAUUUCUGGGAGUGCCUACUAUCUUGAAGAUGGCAUUGAAGAGGACAACCUCUUCGAGUUCAACCUCGCAGCUUUCAUCCUCAUCAUCGACAAGCUCAACGACUACGGAGGCGGUGGCCAGGGCGGCGUGAGGAUCAACACGCAGCCGAGCCGCCUCGUGCCAACCGAUGCCACGGCUGUCGGGUUCUACUGCACGAAUGCGAAGAACAGAUGGAUCGGAAACUCCGCCAGCGGUGGCUUUGCUGGCUUCCAUUUUCCUCGCGUGCCCUAUGUCCUUGGCGACACUUACGCGCAGAACAAGGACUACCACCCGGAUGAGGUAGAGCUGGGCGAGUUUGAUUCAAACACUGCGCACUCAUCAGGCCGGCUGUGGAGCCGCGGCGGCUGCAUGUAUGUCGGCGGCGAGCUCUGGGAGGACAACAAGGGCUCCCAUGAGUACCGCUACACGAGUGGCCGGACAACAACGCGGAAGGAGGGCCGCUUCAUUUGGACGAACACCAAGGUCUUCGCUUGCCGGAAGGGCGUCCUUUUCUGGGGUUCCGGCGGCCGCUGGCCGGGUCUGGGCUUGGAAGGCUUCGAGGCGCACGACAUCUCUCGCGCGGUCACUAUGCUGGGGGACAACUACAUGUAUAACUCGGUGGUCAGCGCGCACACGGGCAACACCUUCGCCACAGACCUGCCGAAGGUCACGGACGGCUUCGAGCUGUACGACACCGGCAUGCAGACCAUCCUCUCGCAGGUAACAUGGCGAAACUUCGACCGACCCGGGGAUGUGGCCAUCAUGGACAUGACUCACAGCAACAUCUUCAAGCCUGCAGGAAUGUUUGACACACGGGCCCAAUACUUCGAGGGAACCCCCUUUGCGCAACGCCUGCGUCAUGUCGAACGAUACGCCUGCACCUCGUUCCAUCAGGACACCUGCAAGAACCGCUGCGACUUCUGCCCAGGGACGGCUGGAUCUUCGCAGGUUGCCAACAUGAUUGAUACGGACGGGACGUUGGUGGGUUGGAACGAGCCGGCCAUCAUCGGCGCGGAUGACGAGGAUUCAGAGACGAACUACCGCACGAAUGACUGGUGGCGCAUCGAUGACAGCUGCCAAAGGAAUUUUGACUGGGGCUUCUGGAUCUGCCCCACGAAGGGCCAUCGGGCGAUCGCGAGCUUGUUCUUCAUGAAGGGCCACCAGGACAGGUAUCCGGACCGCACGGAUUCCAGAACCGCCGUGGGCAAGGUGUACCACUUCGGCCACGAAGAUCGCCACGUCGACUUGGGCUUGGCCGAGAGCCCCAUGGUCACUGGGCCCUGCUGCGAUGUCGGGUGGUUCUUGGCAUUGGACAACGGCGCCGAGCCUCAGCUCACCAUCACCAUUGACCAGAUCCCCCCACAAGGUCUGGUUCUCGCCACGGCUUAUCCAAUGGGUUCCUCCAUCACCGUCCAGCGUUGCUGGCCGAAUUGCGCCAACAUGCCAAGAGGUUCUUCCUUGCAGGAAGUGCUGGACUCCACGGACGGAAACGUGUUCUUUGUGGACGGCUUGGGCCGACUCUUCCUGAAGUUCGUCUAUGCCGACAACGGCUACUUCGAGUUCGUGGGCGUCAAGCAGCUUUUGAACUCGCACCGAUACCACGCCGGCAAGGGCCUUCGAUACAAGAUCUCGAGCAGCCGAUCUGGAAGUGUCGGUGCACUGCAGCUGCCUGCGCCACUCGAUGGAAGCACCAUUUCGACCACGCCUUUCCAAUCGACCACCGAGUACUCCCACACCACUGAAGUUCCGACAACUUCCAGAGAUGUGAGCGGCUGCAGUGACAACUUUGGAGGCUGCAAGACGAGCCUUUGCUGCAAGUCUAACGGCUGGACAUGCUACGAGAAGGAUGCCUACUAUGCACAGUGCCGCCAAAGUUGCACACCAGGUAUCAACCCAAAUGACGCGCCACAGUAUCAGACUCCGUGGAGCUGCAACAUCUUGGGGCAAACCACGCAGCCUGCGACUACAAGCACACCAGGUGCCACCACUGCCACUACGACGGCAGCCACUACGAUGCCUAUGACGACACCGGAGGCGACCACAGCAACAACGACUGUUGCGGUGACGACUACGACCACCACAACGAUGACGGCUGCGGCAGGGAGCUUCGUUCCGGUGGACGGAGGUCAGAAUGUCGUUUGCCGCGGCGCCAGCUCCAGCGACAAUUCCGAGAGCUACUACAUCUUUCACAACGGCGUUGACUCGAUCGAUGAGUGCAAGCAGCUCUGCAUCGGCACUGACGGCUGCAAGGGCAUUGAGUAUGGCUCCCGCAAGUGCGAAGUCUGGAUCCGCGCCGGCGGCAUCGGCGCCACGAAGUCUCUUUCGGGCUACACUUGCCUCCGCUAUACAGGCCCUGUCACCACAACAUCAACGACGACUACAACGACAACGACCACAACGACCACAACAACGACGACCACAACGACCACAACGACAACAACAACGACGACCACAACGACGGCGAUGAUGACGACAACUACCACAACAGCCUCCAGCUCUUCGCGUACAUUUCGCCCCGUGGAUGGAGGGCAGAACCGUGCCUGCCGCGGUGCCUCCCCGGGCGACAAUUCGCCUAACUAUUUUCAGGUCAGCAAUGAUGCCACUCUGGAGGGCUGCCAGUCGCAGUGCAUGUCGACCGACGGUUGCACGGGCAUCGAAUAUCACGUGCGUGGCCGUUGCGAAAUCUGGACGCGGCCGGAGGGAAUCCAUGCCUCUAUCUCGCUCGUGAACUACACCUGCCUUAGUUACAGCGCGCCAACUCCUGAGGGCAUCUUUGAGGCCGUCGACGGGGGCGAGGGCCGCGUCUGCCGAGGCGGCCAUCCAAACGACAACCGGGCCAGCUACUUCACGGUCGAGCAGGCCAGCUCUUUGGAAGGAUGCAAGUACAAGUGCAUGGAGGCAGAAGUCUGCCACUUUCUCGGAGACUAG
Symbiodinium sp. CCMP2592 is the source of this 4080-nucleotide messenger RNA. The record is from the annotation of a GenBank genome assembly. Lineage: Eukaryota; Dinophyceae; Suessiales; Symbiodiniaceae.